Molecule: messenger RNA, 1330 nt
Organism: Aplysia californica (California sea hare)
Lineage: Eukaryota; Metazoa; Mollusca; Gastropoda; Aplysiida; Aplysiidae
Gene: CP2PP
Product: neuropeptide CP2 precursor
Exons: 4
Coding region: 318-800 (160 amino acids)
Source: RefSeq, a predicted model, not a curated record
GGUUACAAGCGGCGUCAGUACGAGUUUGUGUGAAACUAGAGUGGUUCUCUCCCUUGGUCUGUGUCGAGUCGUGAAAGUUGCCACUCAUUGAGCACGAGCACGAGUGAGUCUUUGGAGCAGACGGCACAAGGAGCAGACGACAAGAGGACGAACGGACUUUGGGAGAAAAACAGAACCAACCCCCUCUCGCGACGCCAAAUUUGUAAAGAAUACUCGACACUAUAAGAAAACAGAAUUAAGAGACAUCAUCCAUAACUUAGAACUACUCACAGCCCUCUUCCAGCACUCUACAGCCCUUACCUAAACCACAAAACUAAAUGGAUUCCAGGAUUUGUACCUCAUUUGCUCGCCUUAUGGCCUCAGCUCUCUGCGUAUCCACCCUCCUCGUCACCGCCAUGCCCUUCGACCUUCGGCGGGGGUCAUCAGACACAGACCUUGACCUCCAGGGUCACGUAGAUCUCGGUCUGGAUGACUUGGACAAGCUGCGACUGAUAUUUCCGCCUGGUUUAAUCGAAGAAGCCUUUUCGCAGGCUCAGGGAAAAGUAGACAUGCCUCUUCCACGACAGAGAACAUCUUCCAGAUCUUCAGAGCGUUGGGCUCCAAAGUCAAAGCGAUUUGAUUUCGCAUUCUCCGGCCUCGACAACGUCGAUCACAUUUUGACCACGCUUGACCGCAACGAGAAAUCCAGGUCGGGCGGUGGGGGCCCGGGAAAAUUGUCCAUGCUUCGGAGGUUCCAAAACCACCAGGCUAGUCCCAGCGACUUCGAGAAGAUUCGAUCCCUCAUGAUGAAAGCCGGCUGAGAUGUCGUCGCGACGUCACAGCAGGGAAGCAGAAGAGACGCUCCAAACCGAAGGGGAGUCGAAGUCGGACGCAUGCAGGGGAAGACAGAAAUAAUAAUAGACACCUAAUUAAUUUAUUUUUAAAAUUACUCUCCGUUGUUGUUGCAUGGUGGUUUUCCCCAAGAGCGUGACGACCAAGUCUUCUCCUCUUCGCAUCCAUUUUAGCACAUUUUUCUUCCUGCCUGCCCUUCCCCUUUUUUCAGAGUUUCACCCUCCCCCCCCUGCCCAAAUAAACAAAUCCCCCUCUCCGUCCCCUGCCCCCAACACCUUCCAGGACUCUUCAGGGACGCUUCAAAAACUGUGUCCAUUUUCAUUGCAGUAGAGAACCAUAAUGAUGUAAACAGUUCCAAUGUAUAUCCAGCAUACUUCAUAGCUGUUUUCUAGACUCACUAGAAUUAAAUUUCAAAGCUGGACACCCACUCCUCUUUAUUCUGAGACAAACACACACACACACACACACACACACACACACACACACACACACACACACA